UAAACACAAUCAGCUGUUUGCCUCAUAAUAACUCAUUUUUGUACAAAAUGUUAGCAGUAAGAAAAACACGAGUUUUCGGCAACCUGAGCUGGUCCCGUUGGAGGAGCGAUGCAGCGAAAGCCACCACAGAUUCCGCCUCAACAUUGGGAGAUGCAAAUAAACGGCAGCAGCUUCUCAACGAGCUGGCAGAGCCACUGGACCAAAAACGCCGGCCGGCCAUCGAUCCCAAGGAGACAAGUGUGAUGCUGUUCCCUGGCCAGGGAACCCAGUAUGUGGGCAUGGCCAAGGAUCUGUUGCGGUUUCCGGGUGCACGGCAUAUAUUUGAAUUGGCCAACCAAGUGUUGAACUAUGAUCUGCUGAAGAUCUGCUUGGAGGGACCACGUGAGAAGCUGAAUCGCACGGAGCAUGCACAGCUGGCUGUGAUGGUGUCUUCACUGGCAGCGCUGGAGCAGCUUCGCGAAGAGCGACCCCAUGCCAUUGAGAACUGUGUAGCAGCUGCUGGUUUCAGUCUGGGCGAGAUCACUGCCCUGGUCUACGCCGGAGCGAUGCCUUUUGAUAAGGCCGUGAAGCUUGUUCAAGUGCGGGCCACAGCAAUGCAGGCUGCCUGUGAUCGGGCAGCGGGAGCCAUGGCCAUGACGUUGUAUGGACCGGAUACGAAUCUGGGCGAAGCCUGCGCAAAGGCCCAACAAUGGUGUCUGGACCGAGGAGUGGAGUCGCCCUACUGCGGCAUAGCUAACUACAUGUACCCGCACUGCAAGGUCGUCGCCGGCAAUGUGGAGGCUCUGGAGUUCCUCGAAAAGAAUGCCAAGGCUCUGAAGAUACGUCGCAUGAAGCGCCUGGCUGUCAGCGGUGCAUUCCACACUCCUCUCAUGCAGAGCGCUGUCGAACCGUUUACCAAGGCGCUCAAGUCGCUGAGUCUGCAGGAUCCCAUCAUCCGAGUCUACUCGAAUGUAGACGGCAAGCCAUACCGGCAUGCCAAGAACAUUCUAAUCCAGCUGCCGAAGCAAAUCGUCCGGCCUGUUAAGUGGGAGCAGACACUCCACGAGAUGUACGAACGGAAGCAGGGCGCCGACUUUCCGCGCACCUUCGAGUGUGGUCCCGGCAAAGGUCUGCUCCAGGUGCUUGAGAAAGUCAAUGCCAAGGCCGCACAGUCCUGCCUAAAUGUUUCAGCAUAAAUAAGAUUCGAAUCCUCUUUUUAUAAAAAUGUAUUUUCUUUGCUAGCGGAAACAGAAAAAAAAAGUUUAAACAGA
Messenger RNA from Drosophila miranda, 1250 nucleotides. RefSeq names its product probable malonyl-CoA-acyl carrier protein transacylase, mitochondrial (gene beg). The record is from RefSeq and is a predicted model, not a curated record. The transcript has a single exon. The coding region runs from base 48 to 1175 and encodes 375 amino acids. Lineage: Eukaryota; Metazoa; Arthropoda; Insecta; Diptera; Drosophilidae. Gene Ontology annotation, molecular function: transferase activity.